Messenger RNA from Rotaria sp. Silwood2, 285 nucleotides. Lineage: Eukaryota; Metazoa; Rotifera; Eurotatoria; Philodinida; Philodinidae. The record is from the annotation of a GenBank genome assembly.
AUGAUGAAAUGUGCAAUGGUUGUUAUAUGGGACAUUUUACAAGGUUCAGGAAUUGAUGAUUUAAUUGGUGAAUUAUAUAAGGGUGCUACACACCGAGCUGUUUUAGCAGUUGCUAAUUUCAAUAAAUCAUUAAGAACUAUUAAGUUGUUAUAUACUGCUUUAAGUAUUAUUAUAAAUAAUGAAUUUAUUUUAACAUUGCCAGUAGAAAUCCUCGAUGAAAUGGAAGGAUGUAUGAAUAAGAUACCAACAGACUUAAAUAAUCCUGAACAAAGUAGAAAAUGGUGA